Molecule: messenger RNA, 1134 nt
Organism: Trifolium pratense (red clover)
Lineage: Eukaryota; Viridiplantae; Streptophyta; Magnoliopsida; Fabales; Fabaceae
Product: glyoxylate/hydroxypyruvate reductase HPR3-like
Exons: 2
Coding region: 65-1045 (326 amino acids)
Cellular component (GO): cytosol
Molecular function (GO): NAD binding; glyoxylate reductase (NADPH) activity; hydroxypyruvate reductase [NAD(P)H] activity
Source: RefSeq, a predicted model, not a curated record
AGUGUGCUUCUACUACUAGUCACACUCUUGAGGAUCCCCAAAGACCUCAUCCUCUCAAAAUUCAAUGGCCAAAAACCUUCCAAACGUCCUUGUUCUUGGUCCACCAACAUGCUUCUCAACUUUCGAAUCACUUUACUCUCACAAAUUCAAUUUCCUUAACCCCAAAACCUCAAAUCUUCCACUUCAACAAUUCAUACUUACCCACCGCCACAAUCCAUCAACAAUUCCGGCCAUAUUAUGCGGCGCUGUAUGUUCCAUCACAGUCGAUAUCCUCGAUCUCCUCCCAUCGCUCCGUCUAGUCGUCACCUCCAGUGUUGGAACUGACCACAUUGACCUUCAUGAGUGUCGUCGCCGUGGAAUUCAGGUUGCCGGUGCCGGAGGAGUUUUGUCUGAGGAUGUGGCUGAUGCAGCGGUGGCGUUGCUUAUUGCUGUUAUGAGGAAAAUGACGGUGGCAGAUCGAUAUGUGAGGACGCGGUGGGACCAUUCUGGCCCUUGGGAUUUUCCCCUUGGCUAUAAGUUAUCAGGCAAGCGAGUUGGAAUUGUUGGAUUAGGAAGUAUUGGCAUGGGAGUCGCAAAACGGCUCGAGUCAUUUGAUUGCAUUAUCUUGUACCAUUCUAAGCAUAAACAAUCAUCAAUUUCAUACCCUUUCUAUUCCAACGUUGUUGAUCUCGCAACUUCUAGCGACGCACUUGUGGUGUGUUGCGCUCUAAAUAACGAAACACGACACAUAAUAAAUAGGGAAGUCCUUUUAGCAUUAGGUAAAAAAGGGUUUAUUGUCAAUGUUGGAAGAGGAAGUCUUAUUGAUGAGAAACAAUUGAUCAAGUGUUUGAUGGAUGGAGAAAUUGGAGGUGCUGGUUUAGAUGUGUUUGAGAAUGAACCUCGUGUUCCUAAAGAUCUCUUUGCAAUGGAUAAUGUGGUUUUAUCUCCACAUUCAGCUUCUUUAACUGCUGAAUCAACAUUGAGUUUGUGUGAACUUGUGGCUGGGAAUUUUGAAGCUUUCUUUUUAAAUAAGCCACUGAUUAGUCCCGUGAUUUUAGCUGAGUAACUGAUUCUCUCAUGGGAUUAUAUCAGGAUUGUAUGUACUUAAAAAUACUUUUAUAUUAGAUUAAUUUUAUGAAUAUCAAGUUCGAGAAA